UGGAUUGUAUAGUAAAAAAAUGGGACCGAAUGAAAGCAGGGAAGGCUCUGGAAACAGUAAGGAAAAUGGUCGCAUCAAAAAACGAAAUGAGAAAAAUGGUGGUGACUUGCGUAAGGACAAGUUUGGCUGGUCCACUGCUGCUGCAAUUGCAACUGGCGCUGUGGCAGGAGCGGCUCUGCUGGCCUAUAGUAUAUUUAGUCUGGCUUCAGGUUUAGGUUCAGGUUCAAAUUCAGAGCAGGAGGAGGAGAUGAUGAUUGCUCCGGGCACUGGCGGACUUGAACAAAUCUCUAGGGCUGAAUUUGAGAGUAACCCUGGACAGUAUUUCAGAGAGCUCCGCCGCAAAUAGAUAGCCAGUCCCGGUGGGAUGGGAGCAUUGUCCUUCUAUUAUGCAUAUUGGCUUGCUAGCCUUUGGUUUUGGCUUUGGCUUUAGCUUCUUUUUUUUUUUUUUUUUCUCUUGUAUGUUCUGUUGCUUGCUCUGUGUUUGUGGUUUUAUGAAAUUUUUAUUAUAUUUUGGUGUUUUAGUAGCUUAUAAUCUUUUGUUU
This is a messenger RNA of Prunus dulcis (almond), 542 nucleotides long. RefSeq lists its product as uncharacterized. The record is from RefSeq and is a predicted model, not a curated record. The coding region runs from base 20 to 346 and encodes 108 amino acids. The transcript has a single exon. Lineage: Eukaryota; Viridiplantae; Streptophyta; Magnoliopsida; Rosales; Rosaceae.